ACUAGGCGAGGUGAAAUUAGGAAUUCCAAACUUGCUUCGAUGGUGAGCAAGUCGUAUAUCACCAUAACUCUAAUGAUCAUUAGGGUGAUCAGGACCGCCGGACCAAUGUAUAUAAGGUGCCUACCAAGGCAUGCAUGAAUGUAUAAGUAGCCCUCGUCAAUUUACCAGCGCCCAUCAUGACUAUACGGCCUAAACCUACCACCAAACGGCUGCCUCAUGCUCCGCGUAUACCUGAUGACCGUUGGGACCAGCUCAAGCCUUAUUUGGAACAACUGUAUUUGGUCGAAAAUCUGCCAGUGAAAGUGGUAAUGCAUCGGACACGAACUGAAAAGCGUUUCAAUGCCUCGGAAAAACAAUAUCGAUACCGCUUUGAGAAGUGGAAGUGGACGAAGUAUAGAAACGAGAAAUCCGACCAGACCACGAGCAACACCAUGCAUGAAGGUUAUCAGAGAAGCGACAUCGAAUAUGAAGGCGAUAUAACUACUAGAAGAUAUAGGAACUUGUGUGAUCAGUUUUUAUGCGUCUUCAAAGAACCCUGCUACCAGGUCCUUACAGAAGACCUUCACAAAUUGGUAGAAGAAGUAGUGGAAACGUAUGAGCAAUCGACAAGACUCAACAUACCGAUUUCUAUGGAGAACAUCAUCCAGGAUCUAUUAUUCCGCAUACUACAGUACGAUGCACACUGGAUUGAUUUCGUUUCUCAUGUUCGAUUCAAUGCAGUUCUUGGGAGGGUCAUAGAGCGCCUUGGUAACGAGGGGCCUAAGAACAGGGAAGACCCAGAGGACGCCCACUAUUACAGACCUAUCGUCGCCAAGUUCCAUAUCAUCGAGAAGAACCCGCGGUAUUUUUACCCACGACACGAUUCUUCGACUGCUGAUUAUAUAUGGAAUCUUUUCUGCUGGGUUCGGCAGCAGCUGCAGGACGUGCCGUCUUGGGCUGAUAGGCUUGCCCAUUUUAACAUGCUGCCGCUCGAAUUGAGCAAAGAUAGUGACGCCAACGUGCCAAAGCACCAAGUCCAGCUAUUCGUAUACUUGUUCGAACGGUGGAUGCAAGGUACACGAAGUCAUCAGUGCUAUUGGGAGCAAUUAUCCGGGCUAGCAAAGUUCACUAUCUCCCCAGCAGAAAUGCUCCGCACCAUGAGCUCCUGCAUUCUGAGUGCCGCACCGCAAGAAGAGGCUCCGGAAUCAACGACUGAUCCAGGAAAGGAUUAUGGCGCGCUGAUCUACUUUGCUCAACGCGGCAUAAUAGCCAUCGAGAAUGAUUUUCAAAUAAGUAAAGACAAUAAAGACGAGCUAGUUGCGCAUUUCUUGGGGCAUUUUAUUUGGAAGCAUGACCCACGUCACUUGAUUGACAGCGAGCAGAGCCAGUUCGAAGCUCAGGCUCUAUCCGCCGCCAAAUUCUACGUCUCUAGUAUCUUGCUCAACGAGUCGGAUAACGAUAGCUAUAUGAUGAUUAAUACUGAUUAUGAAGCGCAAGCACAGGUUGAAGGUUUACCUUAUGUCUCUCUCUGAACGCUUCAUGUGAGCAUGUGAGAGGAGAGGAGAGGAAAGGAGAGGAAAGGAGAGGAGCAUUAUUUAGCAACUCGACUUUAUAAUUAUGAAAGCCAAUAGUCUCCUUAAAAAUAGAUCUUAUCUUCGUAUACACUAGCCUUUGUCCUUAUGAUUAGGUAUUUUACUCGCAGUGGUGUACUAUCCCGAAAGACGUAAUUGAGCCUCCUUUGGAUUCUUGCUGCUUCAAACGUACGAGACAUAAAUAGUAGUCAGCAGUUCCUAGAGAUAAUUACCCAUCGCCAAGAUAUUCUAAGCGGCGUUCAUACCUUAGACUGGCUUGAUUUGGUUGCUUAAAGAGUUUGUGCCUCAACAUUGGAGUGCAACACAGGACACAUACGCAUCUUUAGGAGGAUCCCAUUGUAUUUUCCCCCUAAGUAUUUGCCCAUGUCGUUCGAUGCCUGGUUCGACAUCGAAAUUGAGAAGGACGACGCCGGCCUAUGUAUAGGUAGGUAGGGUUAGGUACCUAAGGUAGGUAAUGAUGUUAAAGGAAGGAAGCGUAAAAUUCGAUGCAACGGAUCGGAAGAAGAACGGCCAAAGUUAGAUAACUCGUGUACUACAUGUACUACAUGUACUACUAGUACAUACAUACAUAUGUAGUAGGCUUCUUCACUUUAGCGGCAACAAUUGAUACCCGUGGACAUCUAAUCGUAUCUUAGUCGGAACCUUGGAAGCCAUUAUGAUU
This is a messenger RNA of Hypoxylon fragiforme, 2232 nucleotides long. RefSeq lists its product as uncharacterized. The transcript is spliced from 3 exons. The record is from RefSeq and is a predicted model, not a curated record. NCBI's taxonomy places the organism in Eukaryota, Fungi, Ascomycota, Sordariomycetes, Xylariales, Hypoxylaceae. Bases 177 to 1511 code for a protein of 444 amino acids.